AUGUCCCUAGGGACCUUCUUGCAAGAUGAGAAUUUUGGUUCCUGGGCUGAUGAAAUGGAGGAUAUGCCUCUCCCUUCCUCGGACUCCCGACCUACCUAUGGAAGCGAACGACGAACCUUCGGCGCCUCUAGCGGCAUGGGCAAUGGGUUUCCUGAACGACGGGCCGAUGGGUAUCAUGUUCGUGAAGAGCUGCCGCUACCCAAAGAACCUCCUUUCACUGCGCACUUGGCAAACCUGUCCUUCGAUGCUACUCAAGCAGACAUCAACGACUUCUUCAGUCAAUGUCAGGUUACAAAUGUCCGAAUUGUUGAAGACAAGUUGGAUCGCAAGCCCAAAGGUUUUGGCUACGUUGAGUUUGCGACGCUGGAUGGCCUGAAGGCUGCAUUGGCCCUGAGCGGUAACAAUUUGGCCGGACGUCAGGUCCGUGUUAGUGUGGCAGAACCACCGAAAGAGAGACAAGACACUCGUGACUUCAGCGACUGGUCCAGGAAGGGUCCUCUCCCAGAUUUACCGGGCAGUCAACGCAGGGUUUCAGACCGGCAGGGCGGCUUCGGUGGCCGAAGCUUCGAUAACAUGUCCGAUGCGGGAAGUGACCGAGGCGCUCGACGAGGAUUCGAUCAAGGCGAUGGCAAAGUCAGGGACUUUUCGAACUGGGAGAGAAAGGGCCCGCUGUCACCUGUCGGUCCGGCUCCCACCUCUUUGCGCGAAGGUGGCAGACAACAUAGUAAGGACGGUCCCGGAGCUUUCCGCCGAAAUUCCCCUGCUUGGGGUGAAGGAAGAUCUCAGGAUGGCUCCCGACCACCUAGACGCGAGUUUACCGAACGACCACCCCCUGAGCGACAACCGACCGCACCGGAAUUGGACAAUCAAUGGCGAGCAAGGAUGAGGCCAGACCCGCCAGCCAAGGAACCAACCCCGGAAACCAGCGAGCCAACUUCUCCGGCUGCGGCUCAUGCCCCGGCGACGCGACCGAAAUUAAACCUGCAAAAGAGGACUGUGUCGGAAGCAGAACCAGCGCAACCUAGUGCGCCAGCGGCAAGUUCAAAAUCUAGCCCUUUCGGAGCAGCGCGCCCGGUUGAUACGGCAGCCAAGGAAAAGGAAGUUGAAGAAAAGCGACAACUUGCUCUUCGACAAAAGCGAGAGGCAGAGGAGAAGGCGAAGGCUGAAAAGGCCGAAGAGAAGCGUCUGGCUAAGGAAAAGGCCGAGCUUGAGAAGUCCAAGGAAACCUCGGGCUCGGAGGCGAAAGAAUCCACUCCGGCAAAGGAGACCAAGGAAACAACUGCCACCAAGGAGAACGGUGAAGAGCCUUCUCAAUCAGGCCCAAAGUUUGACAUUCUGCGCCGUGCCGACACUGGAGUCAAUGACAUGCUUGCAGAGGAAGAAAAUGAAGAGGAGGGUAAUACACAACUCCCGGUUGACGACAAGGCGGUUAAGCCCAAAGAGGUGGUGCAGGAUGCCAACUCGGGCAAGACCAACGGUUCAUGGAGAAGUGCUCAACCGGCCCAAGCACCCGAAGGUAGCACCACGGCGGCAUUGGAAGAGGAGGGCUGGAGCACUGUGUCGAAGCCGAACAAGCAGCGCAACAACCGCCGAAACAUGCCCCACAGAGCCAUUGCAUCAUGA
Exophiala dermatitidis NIH/UT8656 is the source of this 1623-nucleotide messenger RNA. Its product is annotated as translation initiation factor eIF-4B. The coding region runs from base 1 to 1623 and encodes 540 amino acids. Gene Ontology annotation, molecular function: RNA binding. The record is from RefSeq and is a predicted model, not a curated record. The transcript is spliced from 5 exons. NCBI's taxonomy places the organism in Eukaryota, Fungi, Ascomycota, Eurotiomycetes, Chaetothyriales, Herpotrichiellaceae.